AUGCCAGCAUUUACCGAUGAAGAAUGGGAGGAGGUUUCUCAGGAGCUUCCGGCCAAAGAUGACGUCGUCAUCCAAAAGUACCUCGAGGGUCGCCAGGCCCUGAUAGACGAGGAGGGCAAGAAGCGGAGCGAUUUUCAUUUUCGCCAGUCACUAUCUCCCAUCGCCAGGAAGGCAUGUGAAAUCAUCGCAAGGAUCCGCGACGAGGAGAUGUCCUCCCUCGCCGGGGACACCACGGAGCAGACCAGGCUGUGGAAGAUAAUCCGCAAGAUGCCCAAGGGCGCUCUGCUCCACGCCCACCUCGACGCCAUGGUGGACGUUGACUACAUCCUCGAGGUCUUGCUCAACACGCCGGGCAUCCACAUCUGGUGCGAGGACUCCCACCUCGCCACGGCCGAGGCGAGAGAGACGGCGCCUAUUGUCGUUCGGUUCAAGGAGAAGGAGCACAGGGAGGGCUCCAUCUGGCGGGAAGACUACGUGCCAGGGACUCCGAUCCUCUUCACCCAGGCCGCCAACGACUACCCUGGCGGGAAGGCCGAGUUCCUGAAGUGGCUAAAGACGCGCUGCACCGUCUCGGAGACCGCCACCGUCUCGCAGCGUCACGAGCUCUCUACGCUCAUUAGCAACUUUCUCUACUACGAGCCCGUCUUUCGCGCCUUUCUGCGCCAGUUGAUGAGCACGCUCUACGCAGACGGCAUCUCGUGGAUUGAGCUUCGGUUCACCCCGCCCCCGAACUACUCCCGCAAGGGCACCUCGACGCCCGAGACCGACCACGACCACCUCUGCCAGGCCAUCGACGAAACCAUCUCGUCCUUCGCGGCCAGCCCCGACGGCCGCGGCUUCUGGGGCCUGCGGCUGAUCUGGGCGUCGUCGCCACGGCAGCCCGGCGCGCGCGCCCUCGUCGAAGACAUGGACGCCUGCAUCGCCGCCAAGCUGGCGUGGCCGCACCUGAUCGCGGGCUACGACCUCGCCGAUCCCGGCGGCGGCGGCGGUCGGCCCCUCGCCGACGCCCUCCCGGAGCUGUUCUGGUUCCGCAAGCAGUGCGCCUCCGAGGACGUCUCGGUCCCCUUCUACCUGACCGCCGGCGACACCGACCUCUUCGACGCCCUCCUCCUCGACGCCCGCCGCAUCGCCGUGCGAGCCGACGACGGUGGCGGCGGCGGCCUGCACACACACCCGUCCCUCGCCGCCGCCGUGCGCGACCGCCGCGUCCUCGUCGAGACGUGCUACGACGAUGCCUCUAGCAGCACAGGGGGGGUGGUCCUUCCCGCCCUCCUCGCCCACGGCGUGCCCUGCUGCCUCGGCCUCGGCAACAACAAGGGCAUCGUUUCCUCCUCCUCCUCCUCCUCCUGCUCCUCCAACUGGCUCGCCCUCUGCCGGUCCGGGUGGCGGCGCCGCGGCGGCGGCGGCGGCGGCGGCCGGGGCGCCGGGAUGGAUCUCGCGGCGCUGGGCUCGCUGGCCGAGAAUAGCGUCCGCUGGGCCGCGCUUGGGGACGGCGAGGAUGACAGCGGCGGGCCGGCGGAUUCGGCGGCGGAUUGGGCGCGCGAGGUCAGGGAGGCGAGUCUUGGGUCUGGGGUUAAGGCGCGGAGGCUGAGGGAGUGGGCUGUUGCGUGGGAGGGGUUCUGCUUGUGGGUUGUUACUGAGUUUGGGGGAGAGGAGGAGGAUGUGGAUAUGGGUGUAGCGGGGGCGGAGGGGGAAGGGGGAAGGAGUGACGGUGUGAGUUAA
Phialemonium atrogriseum is the source of this 1722-nucleotide messenger RNA. RefSeq names its product Metallo-dependent hydrolase. Lineage: Eukaryota; Fungi; Ascomycota; Sordariomycetes; Cephalothecales; Cephalothecaceae. The transcript is spliced from 3 exons. Gene Ontology annotation, molecular function: adenosine deaminase activity. The coding region runs from base 1 to 1722 and encodes 573 amino acids. The record is from RefSeq and is a predicted model, not a curated record. Gene Ontology annotation, biological process: adenosine catabolic process; inosine biosynthetic process.